Molecule: messenger RNA, 1719 nt
Organism: Trichomonas vaginalis G3
Lineage: Eukaryota; Parabasalia; Trichomonadida; Trichomonadidae
Product: zinc ion binding
Exons: 1
Coding region: 1-1719 (572 amino acids)
Source: RefSeq, a predicted model, not a curated record
AUGGAUUAUGAAAGUCAGAAAAACUAUCCGGAAGAUAGAGAAUUAAUUUCAAUGGAUGAUUUUCUUGAGCCAUUUUAUGACGCACUAGAGACACCAGAUAGCUUAAAAACUGUUUGUCAAAAAGUUAUUGUAUCAAAAACCCCAACCAAAACGUAUUUUGAAGCAAUUCGAGAUGAGUUGUAUAAAGAAUUUGAUAUUAAAACAGAAAAUUAUACAGAGAACUCAGCAAUUGAAUCCUUAAAUAUAUUUGAACAAAAUGAACUAAUAUCAUCAAUCCAAAACAUCAUUACAGGAACGCAAAUCUACACAAAAAUAUAUGGUAAUACAAGAAAUGUCGUUAUUCAAAAAAAUAUUUACCGAAAAUAUUCAGAAACAAAGAUACAGCAAACUAAUGAAUCAAUAGUUGAGAGUUUAUGUGAAAAGCUACCAAAUCACGUAACACCUUAUGAAAUCAUACAAGCUGCAUUUAGAUUAGGAAAAAUUACCAAAAAACAAAAAUAUGAAUAUUUAGAACCAUAUCUGAUAAAUAAACCAUCUGAGCCGACUAAAUUUCUUUAUUACCGCAUGAGAUUUCCACAUUUUCUGAUUGAAACAGAUGAAAAAAGAGGAUCUUAUCGAAAUAUCCAAUUAUCUUAUCUCAAUCAUUCUGGAAGAGAUGAAAUGACUCAAAAUUUAUUGAAUAACUUGUGGGAGAAUAAAGUUCCAAAAUAUAUCAGACAUAGCGAAAUUCCACAAAAUUAUUCUUUUAAAAUUAAAAAUAUUGAAGACAAACUUGGAGAUCUACAUAAUAGUAUCAAUAUUGUAAGCGCUGCACUUCGUGAUUUAUGUUCUUAUGGUGCUGAUUGUAUAUUUCAUUCAAAAAAUUUAGUUAAUUGCUUUAAUUAUUUAGAAGAAAAAGGAGAUUUAAUUGGAAAGUUAUUAUAUGUCCAACCAUCAAUAGUUUAUGACUAUGUUUUCAACAAACUUAUAAUUUAUUUGAUUCAUCUUAAUAUUCAACUUCAAUUUAAUGAUAUAUCACCAAAUAGUUCACAUAUAUCUUCUAGUGUUUAUGAUAUUUCACAAUUAUCAUCCGAAUAUUUUGAAAAAUUCAAAGAAAUUCAUAUUUCACAAGAAAUAUGCAUAGAAAACAUUAGUUAUAUAAGUAAUUUAUUAGAAAUAAUGUGUAAUUAUACAUCUAUUAAUAAAUUGAAUUUACUAGAAGUUGCAAAAGCUCAUAAGAAAAUUUCAUUAUGGUUUAGAUCUCCUUAUGAGCAAAUUAUACUUAAUUAUCGUGAAUCUAUGUUAAUGGUAGUUGAAUCGAACUUAUUAGAUGCAUUUAAGAUCGCAAGAGAAAUAAAUUUUACUGAAAAAUAUAAUUAUGAUGAUUCACUGAAAAGGAAAUGCUUUUUAGAAUCUCUUUUCUCAGGUAUAUUCACCAACUACUCGCAAAUACCUGAAAACAGAAAAAUUUGGUUAAUUGAUGAUGUAAUUAAAUUUAUUAACAAUUUUCCGAAUUCUUUGCCUCAAUUAUCGAUUGAAUUGCUCUUUUAUAGUUUUAGCCUUUAUAAUUUGGCUCUCUGUUAUGAUAAUUCCCCUUUGGAGCCAAAUGCGAUUUUUUCAUUUGAAAAUGGAAUUUUAAAUGCAAAUUUCGAGAAUUCUGAAGAAGUAGUCUUCAGGCAAGAUAUCCCAAAAAUUAUAACUGGUGACGAGCUAUUGAGUACCAUUCAAAACAUGCAAUAA